AUGGACCUCGCGACGGGGGCCAUGGGCAGCCUGCUCCUCAAGCUUGGCCAACUCCUCACGGAGGAGUACAAGCUGCAGACGGGUGUCAAGGAAGAUGUUGAGUAUCUAAAGAGAGAGCUGGAGAGCAUGUAUGCUGCCCUCCGCAAGGUUGGGGGCGUGCCACGAGACCAGCUCGACGAGCAGGUCAAGUUCUGGGCCAACGAAGUCAGGGACUUGUCAUUCAUAAUGGAGGACAUCAUUGACAAGUUCCUGGUGCGCGUCGAGGGAGCUGAGCCAACCAUCAAGCCACACAAACUCAAGAAGCUCAUGAAGAAGAUGGGGAACUUGUUCAGCAAGAGCAAGACUCACCAUGAGAUCUCGGAUGAGAUCAAAGACAUCAAGCUCCGCGUCAAGGAGGCGGCUGACCGACGUGAUAGGUACAGGGUCCACGACAUGGUUGCUAAUCCAGCUGGUGCAACCACGGUUGAUCCUCGCCUAUUGGCUCUGUACAAGGACCAGAAAGAGAUCGUUGGUAUUGAUGAUUCAUUGAAUGAUCUAACCAAGAUGAUGAGUGAUGGAGAUGGUGAUGCAUCCAAGCAACUCAAGAUACUCUCUAUUUUCGGAUUCGGAGGCCUUGGCAAGACAACUCUUGCCAAAGCAGUGUAUGAUAAGCUUAACACGCAGUUUGAUUGUUGUGCUUUUGUUCCGGUAGGACGGAACCCUAGCCUGAAGAAACUUCUCAAUGACACACUCCUUGAAAUUGCUGGGCAAAAGUACCUGGAGUUGGAUGAAAGGCAGCUAAUCAACAAGCUCCGAGGAUUACUCGAGAACAAAAGGUACUUGAUUGUCAUUGAUGACAUAUGGGAUAAAAAAACAUGGGAACUAGUCAAGACUGCUUUGGUGUGUAACAAUUGUGGAAGCAGGAUAAUAACAACUACUCGUAUACUCGAAGUUGCCACAACGGCCAGUGAAGUAUACAAGCUACAACCACUUUCUCUUCAUUUAUCCAAGGAUUUAUUUCAUAGAAGAUUAUCUUGUGGUGCAAUAGAAUGGCCUAAUCAUCUGCCAACAGAGGUAUACAAUAAAAUUUUACAUAAAUGUGGUGGUGUACCGUUGGCUAUAAUCACAAUAGCUAGUUUGCUUGCUGGUAAACCUGUGGAGUUUUGGUCUAAGGUAUACACUUCAAUUGGUUUUGGGCAUGAAGAAAACGAAGAUGUGGAGAACACAAGGAAAAUACUUCUAUUUAGCUAUUAUGAUCUACCUUGUCACCUAAAGACUUGCUUGUUGUAUCUGAGCAUCUAUCCUGAAGAUAUUCUGAUUAAAAAAGAUAGUUUGAUAUGGAAGUGGGUUGCCGAAGGUUUUAUCCAUGAGGAACCAGGGGUAGGACUAUUCGAGAUUGGUGAGAGGUACUUCAACGAGCUGGUGAACAAAAGCUUGAUAAUGCCGGUAGAGAGAGAUCAAUAUAAUGGUAUCAUAACUGGUUGUCGUGUCCAUGACAUCAUGCUUGAUGUGAUAUGCCUAUUGUCAAAGGAAGAAAACUUUGUUACUGUAUUGGAUAGUAACGAGCAAUAUACAACUUCACAUUGCAAAGCUCGUAGGCUAGCUGUUCAACAUAUAGGCCAACCUCUGUCCAGCACGUCAACAUUACAAGCAAGGUCACUUAAUGCAAUUUGCAAUGCUGAGAUGUUCCCAUCACUUUCAUGCUUUGAUGUUUUGCGUGUCCUAGCUUUGGAAGGCAAUUGUAGUUCGUAUAAUCCUAAUUAUCUUGAGCAUGUUGGAAAGUUAGUUCACUUGAGGCACCUCAAACUAGGGAGCAUUGGUAUCCGUGAGCUCCCAAAGGAAAUAGGACAUAUGAAGUUCUUGUUGGUAUUGGACUUGGGUCAAAAUAGGAUAAGUGAACUUCCAGAGAGUAUUGGUGGACUAAGUCAACUAAAGUGCUUGAACAUGUGUGAAACAGAGAUUGUAGUGCCAUGCUGGAUUGGGAAUUUGACAUCUCUGGAAGAGCUAUGCCUAGGAGAAGUUGAUGUGCAAUCCAACUUUGUGAUAGAACUGGGCAAGUUGACAGAGUUGAGGAAGCUCCACAUUUCUGAAGAAUUAGACUUAUCCGAUGAUUACGCAAUGAAUAGUUGGGCUGAGUCUGUAGCCAAACUCAGCAAGAUCCAAGUCAUAGACAUUGAGUCAAUUUAUGGGUGGAGAGUCUCCAGUGAUGAAGAGAAACCCUGGGAACAGUAUGCCCUCUCUCCACAACUCCGUGUUCUGCGCAUGGCCUACCUAGAACCUGGGCUGGUAGCAAGGAUCAAUCCGAGGCUUCUUCCCAACCUGUCCCAUUUAGAACUGUUUGUAUACAGUCCAGAUCUAGAUGUGUUCGGGAGCUUGUUUCCCUCCGGCUGGACAUGUUGUCAGCUCUCCACCAUAACACCACGGGAGGUGCAGGUGCCUUCCUCAAGCUGA
This is a messenger RNA of Triticum turgidum subsp. durum (durum wheat), 2430 nucleotides long. The record is from the annotation of a GenBank genome assembly. NCBI's taxonomy places the organism in Eukaryota, Viridiplantae, Streptophyta, Magnoliopsida, Poales, Poaceae.